AUGCAGCACUCGCUCCGCCGCAUGCCUGGCGUGUCCUCCAACGAAUCAGGAGAAAUCGUUGGCCAGCUCCAAGAGGUCGGCCAAGUCAUCAAUCAAGAGACCAGCCAGCUGGUCGACGCUCUGAUGAACCUCACCCUCGACCAGGAGGAUGCCGAGAAGGCCCUUUCUCGUCUGAGCCUCGAAGCCACGCUCCUCAAGGAGGAGGCGGAACACAAGGCGCAGACCAUCAGGGACCUCCGCGCCGAGGUUGAAGCGGAAAAGAGGAAGCGCGAGCAGGCCGAGCAGGAUGUCAAGAAGGUCAUGAGUGAUCUCCAGCGGCUGCGGGAGGAUUUCAGAAGCGUCCAGGAGGAGACGACGAGGAAAGACGAGGUCACUGAUGCUGAUUUCCGUGACGACAUUGUCAAGGUACCUUCUGCCCAGUACGUCGUCGGUGAUGGGAACGGAAAGCACGCUGACGCCUUGUUCACCGAGCGACAGGGCCUCGAGGAUACCAUACGCCACCUGGAGGAUCAGGUGAACAAUCGGCGCUCGCUCUGGCUCAUGAAACACUCUGAUCCGCAGUCCGUGGCGCGCGCCAUCGAGACGCUCGCUGACUCUGUGCAGGACAACCAGGCUGCCCACCAAUCCAUCAUGUCCAUGAGGAACAGAGCCGCUCGUGGGCCCGAGAACCAUCAAGACGCCAGACAUCAGGCCGACGCAGAUGCCCGCGGCGCGUACGGCGACAUGGCGCCCCCGCCGCGUCCCGGCUCCGUCUUUCAGUCCUCAAGCAGCAGAUGCUGUCCAGCUGCGCCCCCCAAGUUUGGUCCCCUCCAAGCCGGGCCGCCUCGGGCACCGUCUGCCUUCUCCCACGAACGGCGAUACCAGGGAUCCGCGUCGUCGUGGAGCGCCGCCCACGCUCGUUUUGCGCAGGCCGCCAACCCGUUCUACACCGCCGCCGCGUCCUCGUCUACUCGCCCGCCUGCCCGCCUGCCCUACCACGCCAACGCCCCUGCUCGGUACAAACCCAUCGCCAGCGAGUUCCAGCCGGGCUACGUCCACGAGCACGUUGCCGCUCCCGCCCGUCCUGGCACGGCCUUUGGCCAGCACCAGCCUCCGCGCGACUACCACCCUCGGACGCCGACGUCUCGCUCCCGCUACGGACGACUCGCCGAUGCCAGCCUGUCCGAGUACGGGAGCGGUCCCUCGUCGGCCGGCAACGCCGUCACCGCGCGCGGCGGUCUCGCCGGGCCCCUGAUUCACAUGAACGAGCAGUCGGUGGCGGCGUGGAACGAGGCCAUCAUGGACUUUUACGCCAUGAUCCGCGCCUUUGUCGAGCGUCAUGCCAAUGUCCCCGAUCCCGCCAUGGCCAUGAAGAUGAGCGCCACGCCUCUGUGGCCCGUCCUCCUGGCCACCUACCAUCCGCUUUCCGCCAAGGAGGCCGCGUCCUAUCUGGACAUUCAUCUCCGCGCGGAUAAUCCAAAGUGCUGCCUCGUCACGCGCGUCAUCAUCGACUACAUUGUCAACAGGGUCUGGGUGCCCAACGCAUGGGUCGGCGCAGACAGCGAAUGCACCUGCGCACUCCUCGAGCUGGAAAAGGAUCUCGAGAAGACUCAAGGCCAGCCCUCUGCUCAGCGCCAGCCGCUGCUCGACCGCCAAGCCUACAUUCUCGACACAAUCAUCAAAUCCGAGCCGGCGUCAUUCCACCAGGAAAAGAUUCACGAAACCACAGGCGCCCUCCUGGCCACCAUCAACCCGCUCCUGAACCGCCUCACCAACCCGGCCGACGCGUACCGCGACCUCGAGCAAGUCGCCGACCUGGCGUGGGACCUGUCGUCCAAGAUCCUCACGUCCCGGCUCACCUUUGACUUCCGCUUCCCCGAGGUGGGCACCCGCUUCUCGAGCCAGAGCAUGCUGCCCAUCUGGCCGGCCCUCGAGCCGACGGAGCUGCAGGCCAAACACUGGCGGGUGGCGCUCGUGACGACGCCCGUCAUCACCUGUCGCAACGACACGGGGAGUAAUAUCUCGGCGCACUCGGUUGCCCUGGCCGACGUCUACUGUAUGCAGUGA
Messenger RNA from Metarhizium album ARSEF 1941, 2046 nucleotides. RefSeq lists its product as uncharacterized. The record is from RefSeq and is a predicted model, not a curated record. The coding region runs from base 1 to 2046 and encodes 681 amino acids. NCBI's taxonomy places the organism in Eukaryota, Fungi, Ascomycota, Sordariomycetes, Hypocreales, Clavicipitaceae. The transcript has 2 exons.